Beta vulgaris subsp. vulgaris (sugar beet) is the source of this 765-nucleotide messenger RNA. RefSeq lists its product as hypothetical. The record is from RefSeq and is a predicted model, not a curated record. The transcript has 4 exons. The coding region runs from base 108 to 593 and encodes 161 amino acids. Lineage: Eukaryota; Viridiplantae; Streptophyta; Magnoliopsida; Caryophyllales; Amaranthaceae.
UUUUUUUGAGUGGAGGGCAAAGUCAAAUUUAAAAACAAAGGAAAAAUAGAGAUGAUUUCGUAACAGGUCAAAGGAAUCAAUUCAAGACUCUUGAAUCCGAGUCUUCAAUGGCGGAAGCAAAAGAAGCGUCGCAAACUUCAGAACUCCCUCCUCCUCCUCCUGUGCAAUUCUUGGAAAUAACCUGCAAAAGCUCAGGGAUCGUACGGCGUUUUGCCCCAGGAACAAAGGCAGGUUUCGCCAUGUCUUUGAUCAAUAAUAAGUUGGAUGUUGGUACCCCUCUUGCUUUGUACAUUGAAGCUGUUAAAUCUGGGGAGGAGCCCGUUAGUUUCGGACCGAGCUCGGUUCUUCUAAGUUAUGGCAAUGGUUGGAAAUUGCAGACUGUUUUGGAUUCUCAACAAGGUAUCAAGAAACGAGAAGGUGCCCAGGCACCUAAGACUGAAGCAAAGAAGCGAGUUUCAGAGCCGGUAUUCGAUUUUCUGUAUGUUGGAAAGAUAGUUCUAGCCUUUCUUUUCAUAUUUUUGUUGGGUGGAAUUUUCACUCUAGCCCUUGAGAAUCUACCAAGCCUAAUGCUGUUAAUCAACUCAUCUUUGUGAUAUGUGACCUUUGUGCAACGUAGCAAAGAUAAUUCUACUGGAGAUAUUGUUUUUCUAAUUCAAUGGUACAUAAGAUGUGUAAAUACACGUGCAACUAGGUUACUUGUUUCUCUUGUAACUUGUAAGUAAAUGCCACUUUGCUUUUUCUAUUUCACAAUUAUUUUGCACUGUA